UCUGCGACUUACAUUAAACAUGCGAUAUUCAAAUUCAUACAAAGCGCUUCAUCAGUAAUUGUUAUGACAUUGAAUCGCUUUUUUGUUUUUGGUUUUAAUUUUGAAAACAAAGUUUGUGAAUUUUAUAAUAAAUAAGUGAAAAACACCGAUAAAUUGUUUAGAUGCAAUUCGAACGAUUCGAAUAUAUGCACACGAUGAACACUUCGCUUCCAACGUCGCCGCUAGUAAAAAAAGGACUCGAUAUUUAUUUAGAGAAUAAAAAGAAGCGCUACUAUCUCAAAUGGGGAGCGAUCAAUGUUGUAUUUUUGGCAAUAUUAUUAUACGAUAUAAACAACAAAUGCCCAUUUGCAUAUUCAAAAUGGUAUUAUUUGGAGUAUAUUGCUACCGGCUUAUCGGCUCUUAGUCUGGUGUACUACUUCAUGCGAUUUAUGUUUUUAUGGUUUACAUUUGAACCGAUCAAAGGUACCCAAGCACAAAAAAAAUUGCUACACUUUGAUGGAGAUUCAUCAUUCGUUGUGCAACAACCCGAAAAGUUCGAUUCACAAGUACCAGUAUCAAGUCCAUUGGAUACAACUGCAAUCAUGAACUGGCAUUCAUCAUUUAAUGAAGGUAAUCGCGCAACAACAAAUACCAUGUGGGGUUUCAAUCGUUCACCGGUGCAUCAGCAAAAUUUUAACAAUAGCCCAAUUACAAAUUACUCAUGGCAUCGAGCACAAAACAAUUUACAAAAUUCAUCAUUUGGCAAAAGUAAUAUCAGUCCAAAUCAAUCCAAUAACAAUUCAUUCAAUUCGCCAUAUAAAACCUAUACCAAAGAUGAAAUUAUUACCGAUGAACAUGGUUUGCAAAAGUAUUUAAGAGAAGUGGCAAAGGAGGAAACGAAUUCCACGGGUAAUUUGAAUUUUUCCGAUGUUCGUGAGACAGUUGAUCGUAAUUCAACAAAUACACUGUGGAAUUAUUGGAAUAAUGCGGCAAAUUUACUAAAAACAUCAAUCUAUCAAUUGUCACCGACAACCACAUCACCGAACAAACAAUCAUCGGGCAAAGAAUUGACCGGAAGUCUUGGUCCUGGUUGUGGUGAUUUGGCCGCAAUGUCAGAUCUAUUCAAAACAAUUUCAAUGCCAAAACUUACAAAAUAUGUGACAAAUUUGCGAAUGUGGCUAUCAGCCACGAUUCUACAGCAAUUGGUGAAAGAAUUCGAUAAAAUCGAUAAUGAAUUUGCGAUCCGUGGUUUUUCCGACAUUAAAAUUGGCAGCGUUAGUUUGGAGCGUUUGAAGAAAACGGCUGAAAAUCACAUGGUGUCAUCGUAUGUACCGGCAUUGUCAACAGUUUUACCAUUUUUAGAAAUUUCAACCAAUCAAGAAUAUUUGGUGCAACGCAUUCGUGAAUUGGCCAAAGGUAGCGGCUUGAAUAUUCACGAUUAUCGUUCGCAAAAUUCAUACGACUUAAAUUUGGAUGAACAUGUAACAACUGAUGCAGCCAUUAUCUUUCAUCUGUUUUGCGCUUAUAUGGAUAGUCAACUGAACCCAUUACCACCACCAGGUGGUCGUCCAUUUUUCAAUCGUUACGUUGUACUUGGCGAUAAGAAAUCACUCAAGGAAACUAUUGAAGAGGUGAAAUCGAAAUCAAAAUGUGCCAUUUUAUACACGAACCCAGCCAAACCGAAAUUUAAUUUCAUCAGCGAUGACAAAGUCCAUCACUGCACUCAUGAUCGAAACAAUUUGUUUUGUGUUAUCAUUCAUUUUUUGGUCUACAUGAAAGAACGAAAUGCCGGAUUACUGGAUGGAGUUAAUUUGGGCCGAAGUGGAUUAAAUAUUUUAUGUGUCGUUGAAGAUAAAGAAUAAUAAUCAUCAUAAUCAUUGUAAAUCAUGUGCAUUCGAAUGUAGCUAGAAUGCCGAUUUAAGUUCUCUCUCACAGACACACACUCAUCAUACAAUUGAACGACAAUUCAUUAGAAUAAGAAAUAAAACGUUAAUUUCAAAAAAUGAAUAAAUAAAAAUAGUUUUCGAUUUAUUUUUAA
Molecule: messenger RNA, 2017 nt
Organism: Contarinia nasturtii (swede midge)
Lineage: Eukaryota; Metazoa; Arthropoda; Insecta; Diptera; Cecidomyiidae
Product: transmembrane protein 209
Exons: 7
Coding region: 162-1841 (559 amino acids)
Cellular component (GO): membrane
Source: RefSeq, a predicted model, not a curated record